This is a messenger RNA of Lineus longissimus, 1876 nucleotides long. RefSeq lists its product as uncharacterized. Gene Ontology annotation, cellular component: membrane. The coding region runs from base 515 to 1513 and encodes 332 amino acids. Lineage: Eukaryota; Metazoa; Nemertea; Pilidiophora; Heteronemertea; Lineidae. The transcript has 3 exons. The record is from RefSeq and is a predicted model, not a curated record.
AUUAUUCAAUGCGUUGAUAAGGUUAAGGUCGUUUGAAAGUUGUUAUAUACAAGUCUCAUUAGCAUACGCAUGUCACUACGGUCAUUGCGUUAUACCAUUAUAAAAUGGGGCGGGAGGACGUUCAUUACAAAACUUUCAGUCCUGGGAUUCCAGUAAUACGAAUCUUAAGGCUCCUGUUUGUAACCUGCAACAACUUAUGAACUAUGUGCUGAUUUUGUUCGUUUACUUUUAUCCAAAAACAUAUCUUUGACAGAAAAUAUGUCUUGGAUAGACACCUCUCACCCCCACCGUUUGGUAAUACUUCAACCGAACAGGAGCACGUUGCCUGACAUGACCAGAAAGAAAACCGUGUGAACGCACUUAAAACACGAUCAGAAAACUAAGGAUUGCAGUGUGUCAACAAUAGCGAUUCAUCCGUGUGGUGAUGGUCGCAUGAAAAUCGUCAAGUCAUUUUAAGAUAUUGCAGAUAUUUAGACAGAAUACCCUAUUCAGCCCCACCACCGAGUCCACCACCAUGACGACGGCGGUUCAUAAGCACAGUCCGUUAGGCAUCAUCCUAAUAGUAGGAGCUGCCGUAGCCUUCUUCGUCACAGCUAUCUUCAACGGGGCUGCCGGUUCCUUUGGUAAAAACAUCGGUUUAUUUUACAGCUCGACAGGGAACAUCUCUUUCCUCUACGAUACACAGAUAACACCCGCAGGCUGGGUGUUCAGCAUCUGGGGCUUCAUCUACACAUGGCAGGCACUGUACCUUGUCUACGGAAUAACCACCAUCUUCCGUAAAUGUGAAGAUGGUUACCUUUACCAAGCGCCGCCUGUCGUCCCAAUCUACACCUACGGUGUCUACGUCAUCAACAUGAUGAUCAACCUCACCUGGAUCUUCUGCUGGGAUCGACAAUGGAUGAUAGCUGGCCUCGUUAUCAUUGCGUUAAUGGUGUUUUCUCUUCACGUGAUGCUGUUUUGCUGCUACAGAGAAUUCGACAAGGUUGCAAUGGCGCUGAUUAAAUAUGGGAAGAGCUACGAAGUUUGGUUGGUUAGGAUAAUAUGCCACAAUGCAUGGGCAUUUUACUGCGGAUGGAUCAGCGUCGCUACGCUUCUGAACUUAACAAUCGUAAUGGCGUAUCGCGGCAGAGUCUCGGUGCAGGACGCUUCCACUGUUUCCCUCAGUAUCCUAACAGUUGAACUCCUUCUAUAUUUCUGCCUUGAAACUUUCGUAUUCGACCGCUUCUUACGGUACCAGUUCAGUCAGUACAUCCCAGUGCUUUUUGCCUUGAUAGGCGGGCUAACGAAAAACUGGCAACCGAACAGUAGGAAUUCUAUUUUCACUGCAGUGUUGCUGGGUAUCGCCGUUUGUCUGUCGAUAGCUAAGCUCGUCAUCAUGAUUGUGCGGCAUAAGAGAUCCCCAUUACCAAACCAAAAGGUCUCGGACUCUAGUAUGAACGUCAAGGAUGAUGAAACGAAAACCAUACCGGACACUCCACCUCCUGAGUAUGACAACAAACUGCAAGAUGUCUGAAACUCGACUGGGGCCUAUUGAGAAGAUAUUUUGUGUUAGACAAUGGACACAAUAGACUUGGUUCACCUAAACAACCACUUUAAAAAGCGAGUCAGUUCUGUCAAUGUAGAUAGUCAUUUAUACGCGGAGCAACUUUUUUCAUGUCGGAGAUCAAUAGGAGGGGAUAAGGGAUAAAACGAUAAUGUUAUUAAGUCCCUUUCCUCACCAGGAAUCAAGGUCCUAGACCCAGUGAUUCAUAACUGGAGAGACCUAAGCCGUCGUAGUUUACGAUCAUGCAGAAAGUUUUAUGAUGUAUUUUAUUACGAUGUUUUUUAAGAAGAAGUUUGUACAAUUGUAAAUAAAGAUAACACAUUUUUGAAAAAA